Molecule: messenger RNA, 852 nt
Organism: Lampris incognitus (smalleye Pacific opah)
Lineage: Eukaryota; Metazoa; Chordata; Actinopteri; Lampriformes; Lampridae
Product: polyisoprenoid diphosphate/phosphate phosphohydrolase PLPP6-like
Exons: 2
Coding region: 34-852 (272 amino acids)
Molecular function (GO): sphingosine-1-phosphate phosphatase activity
Source: RefSeq, a predicted model, not a curated record
CGAGGCACUUGGUAGACUUUUCAUCGGUGGAAAAUGUCCUCGCCAAGGUCUCGGAGCAGCACUUACCGUGGGAGUAUCAGCGGGGUCGGCGGCUCGGUCGGUACCGUGAGCCGCCAGCGUUCCUCCUCCUCCUCCUCCUCCUCCUCCGAGGGCUCCGCGCGCCGCCGGGGAUCCGGAGCCUGUUCUUACUUUUCCUCCGGAGCGCAGAAUGUGGACUUUUCAGUCAGGUUGAAUCAGCCGAUAUUCACCGUGACGCUUAGGUUCUUGUUAGCCAUAGACCUGUGGCUAUCCAAGCGGCUUGGCAUGUGUGCCAAUGAGGAGUCUGCUUGGGGCAGCAUCCGUCCCCUGGUGCGACUUGUUGAGCUGUCCGGACACGCCAUGCCCUGGUUCAUCGGCACCCUGUACAGUCUCCUCUGUGGAGAGACUGUCAUGGAGCAGGAAAUCAUGCUGAAUUUGGCCUUAGCACUGCUGUUGGACCUCUUACUGGUGAGAGUUGUGAAAACACUGGUGCGACGUCGCAGGCCUGCCCAGAACCGGUCUGACAUCUUAUCUACCUACUUUAUAGAGCGCUACUCCUUCCCUUCAGGCCAUGCCACCCGGGCUGCUAUGUGUGCCCGAUUCCUCCUGGCCCAGCUGGUGGACACUGCCUCCAUGCGUGUCCUUGUGCUUGGUUGGGCUGUCCUGGUGAGCCUGUCCCGGCUACUGCUGGCCAGACACUAUGUGACAGACGUGGCCUUUGGUCUGGCUAUGGGCUACUGCCAGUACAGCCUAGUGGAAAGGCUGUGGGUGACCUGGGACUGCCUGCAGGACCUCCUGCUCAUGCUGCUUGGAGAUAGACUAAACAGGACUUAG